Lactuca virosa is the source of this 429-nucleotide messenger RNA. NCBI's taxonomy places the organism in Eukaryota, Viridiplantae, Streptophyta, Magnoliopsida, Asterales, Asteraceae. The record is from the annotation of a GenBank genome assembly.
AUGGUGAUUGAAAUUGUGUUCUCAGCUGUGUUAUUAGUUGCAGGAAUUGCUCUUUUUGUCCUAAUUCAUGUAUGCAUAGUUGGGAGGACAUUUGGAAGCAUUACAAGUGGUACUUUGGUGCAAAGAAGUGGUACGAUGAUGAUAAGCAGAAGUGGGAGCAUGUCACAAGAAGAUAUCAAGAAACUGCCAUCUUAUGAUUUUAAUCUUGAAGCACAAAAAUCAAUGGGUGAUCAGUGUGUGGUGUGUUUGGAGAGGUUUAAAAUUGGUGAAAAUUGCAAGCUUUUGCCAAAUUGUAAUCAUAGUUUUCAUGGUGAGUGCAUAGAUUUAUGGUUGAUCAAGAAUGGUGUUUGUCCAAUUUGUAGAGCUUUUGUUGAUAUGGGAAGAGAGGAGACUAGUUUUUCAUCUCAAGAUGCUUUUGAAUUGAGAUAG